AUGCCGCUUUCAUGGUACUCUGAGCUGUCAUGGGGACCAACGUCAAACGCACAUGAGACUCUGCCAGGUGCCCUCAACCUGUCCACGACCGCGUCCACCACCGCCUACCACUCCCCUGCGGCCUCGUACGGAUGCGCGGAGUCGUACGCGCAGAGCAGCACGACUGGGGCAGGAAACACCUUUGACACGAACCAUUCCAGCAUCCACGGACCCAUGCCCACCGCCUCCACCUUGCCGGGCAGCGAUGGCGGUGCACCAUCGGCGGAGGGUUUCUUGUAUCGGUGGAAGCCAGGUGUGAUGCGGCGUGCCGCACGGUCCAGCAAGCCGCAGCGGCUCUUGACACGACACACGACAGCGACGGUGACGCCGCUGCUGCCCACCUCGGAGGAGCUACUUCGAAGCGAGUUCGCAGACGUGCCGGUGCACCAGGAGUUCUCGCCGUCAGGGAACACGUGUGACUCAUCGCCAGCAUCGGGUCAUGAUCGGUCAGGUAAUCUGCUCUCUGCAGCGCAGGAUGCAGCGGCGGUGACCUCUUCACGAAUGCUGCUGCGUCGCAGUAUCCGACUGGACGGCAGCUAUUACAUUCAGCAAGUGCAGAGGCGGUGCAAGGCGGCAACGCUGCUGCCCCACCCGUGCGAUGCCCACCACACCGUCACACCGGAUUGCGCGGUGUGCUAUGGGAAACCCACCGCCGCGGCAGCAGCAGCAGCAGCGUCGCGGGCGGGUUCGAGACGAAGCCCUUCCUGCUUCCCAGACCCCGAUGACGCUUCGCCACUCCAGCUGCUCAAGCGGCAGUGGCACUGGCCAGGAGGGGGAAAUGGUGGCGGGGGCGGCCGCGUCGUUGUGGAGCCCCACCGUCCCCCCAGCAUCGCUAACUCAGAACCAUUCCCACUUCCUCACAUCGUCAGGGGAGCGAAUGAUGGCAGUACAAGCAGCAGCAGCAGCAGCAGCAGUAAUGGCAGCGGUGGUGAUGACGGUAGUAGCAACGCCACUUUUCAGGCGGUAGCGGAAGAUGAGAACAGUACUCAUCCAAGCCGUGCCGCGGGCAGCGCGGAGGAGCGUGAAAGGGCGGGAGCUGCCGGCGCUGACCGCCGCAGCUCUGGUCAACGACGAGGAUACUUCGCGACCCCACCCCGUACGGAAGAGUCCGCGACCUUUGCCGUCGGACCCCUGCGGCGCGUCCCUGCAGCAGCAGAGGCUGUGCAGGGCAGCAGCUUGAUCUCGCACGUGAAGGUGCCGGUGACGCCCGGGCUGAGCAGCAGCGGCAGUCCCGUUUCCGGUGUCUCCUCGCGCGUGGCCCGCCCUCUCGUCUGCAGUGCUGCGUCGCCGCGGCAUCACUUUGGCGCUGAGACGCAGCUCUCCGCCAACGUCUCGUCCUCCGCCGCCACCGUCAGCGAGGCUGCGCAGUCGCAUCCCCCGUCACAGGGGCAACAGGAGGAGGAAGAAGAGGAAGCGGCGCAACAGCUGGCGUCGCCGCAGCCGCGGGUCGGCGUGGCAGCGUCGAAUGGGUUUAUGAGUGUGUCCACCAUCACCUCGCACAUGCCUCGCAAUGAGAGCCCGCUGGCGGGACGACCCAGCAACGCAGCCAGGACGGUUACACCGCGCUCGCUCUUUGUCACCUCCACCGCCGGUCAGCACCUGGGCCGCGGUGGGGCCGCUACCGGUUUCACGCCAGAGUUUGUGGCGGCGCAGGCGUCCAACACAUCAGCGGGUGGCGGCGGCAGAGAUGUCGCAAGCGGGCUGACGACGCUUUCAUCCCCUGUCACGAUGACGGCGACCACGUCCCCAGCUUCCCCGCUUGUCUUUCGCGCGAUGCAGCCGGUGAUGCCAUCCCAUGACGACAGCCGACAGCAUGAGCAGCAGCCGCAGCCGCAGCCGUCAUCGUCGCCCUCUGUUUCUAUCGCCGUGCACCGUGGCGGCGACGACGCUGCGACGACGUCGCUCUUCGCCUCACAUGGGCCGGAGUGGGCGGUGGAGCACAAGCCGCUUUCGCAACUGCGCUCACGCGUCUUCAGCUUCUCCCCUGUCGGUGCGUCUGCUGCGGUGGCGGGCGCGACGUUGAACCGCAGGUCAUCGCCCUUCGCCGUACCACCGGCGGGAGGGGCUGGGGAGGGAGGUGGAAUGGCGUCCCCCUCGUCUGGGCCGGUGAGCUUUGGCCCGGUCCGGCCCACGCCUGCGCAGCAGCCCAUCUUCAGCUCGCCCGUCUCCCCCAUCUCCUCCGCGCCGGCGAUGCCCUCGACGGCCACGGCUACCACGUCGACGGCCAUGCCACUUUCCCCGCCACAGCUGCUGCCCCCUGCGCUCUCCGGCAUCGAAGAGCGUGUGUCACCGGCCUGGCAGACACCGAGCCAGCCCCCGCCGCGGUACCGCAACAACCCGUCCGGCGACCUCCGCGCCUUCCCGUUCGCGUCGUCGCCGUCGUCGUCGUCCCUCGCGCAGCAGGGUCUGCUACACACGCUCACGCCAUGCGAGACGACCGCAGCCACCACCACCACAUUCGACUUCAGCUUCCCCAACGUUCCCGCUAAAAGCAACAGCGGCGGCGGCUCUGGGAGUGUUGGUGAGGCAGAUGGGAGCCUCACGGCGAUGAAGGCGGCCGGUGUCAGCAGCACGGCGGCGUCCCCGACGGCGCCGCCGCCGGACGGCAACUUCGACGAGGUGCAGGACACGGGCGUGCUGCUGGUCGUUCCCGCCGGCGUGGCGGUGACCUCGCACAAGACCUUAGCCACCGACCGCUUCCGCUGGUCCACCAGCGCCCCACCAGACGCCGCGUUGGCGGUAGUGGAGCGACGCGCCGGGGGCCGCACCGCACGCACGAGCGAUCGCGACGACGGCGACGGACCACAGGUGUCGCACGAGUGUGGCGGCUCUCGUACAUCGACGGACGGGGCCUCGCCUUCGUCUUCCUUGGAAACGGUCGAGCGUGUCGUGACGUACUUCCCCGUGCACGCCGAUGUGAUGAAGAAGCAGGGCUUCUUCUUUGCGGCGCUGUUUGGUGACACCGGCAGCCCGUACGUGCGCAGCGCGCCGGACGAGUACGUGGAUCUUGCCGAUCUUCCACGGGUCACGACGGAGACGGUGGUGCUGCACCAAGACAGGGCAAUGGACACGGCGACCGGCGAGGAGCAGCUGCGUCCCCGAGACGCAGGCCAGCCGGAGUGGGAGCAUGCGAACACGGCAGAGCGCUGCUGGCGAGGACGGUGGCGACCGUGGAAGGUGGAGGCCGACGAAAGCGGGAGCACCUCCUCGACCACUCGCCAGGAUGCUGCGCCAGGUCUUCCCGGACACCUCGCGGAGACUCGCGCCGAUGCACGGCCCACAUGUGUGCCGGCCUUCUACCUUCACGGGCCCGGAUGCGAUGACGGUGCCUUUACCCACGAGCUGUGGCAACAACAAACGACCACAGACGGGGUGCAGGAGGAGUUGGAGGGGCCGCAGCUCACGGCUGCCGGUGUGGCGCAGCUCAUCCACUACUUCUACACCGGUGCGCUGCCCCUCUUCCACAACUACGAGGAUAUUAUGAGUGCCCGCUGCGGGGUGUUGGGCGCCGGCGCGAUGUCGAGCUUCGCCUGGCAGUUCGCGGAGGUGUUUUCGAUCGGCUCCUACACCAACCUCACCUUCCUCAUCCAGGCGAUGCUGAACGUGCUGUGGCGUCUCUUGGAGGUGUCGGGCGAUGUACUGCCGCUGUGGACGGCUGCCGUGGAGUGGCACCUGCCAGCCAUGCAGGUCCUCUGUGAGCAGUGGAUCCGCAAGCACCUGAACGUGUUCUUGCGAACCGACACACAUCGCGGACUCUGGCGGGGGCUGCCCAUGCGUUACGUCGAGCUGCUGGUGACCCUCCGCGUGAAGGCGCUAAGGGAGGCGAGGGAACUCGCGCUGAAGAAAGCAGCGGCGCAGCACGCACCGGUGGAAAAUGGUUCGCCCAACAACAGCGGCAACGAAAGUGUAGCUGUGGCUGUGGCAGUGGGUGCGGCAUCCACCGACGAACCACGCGGUGAGAGUGCUGCUGCUGCUGCUGCUGAGGUGUCAACGACAAGCGCGCGUGCGCCGUGGACGACCAUCAGGGCAACUCCUCUCUCCUACGGCUGGCCUGUCGCUCCGCAUCUGCUGCAGCCCACGUCCAUCACGAGUGGCGGCGACCCGCUACUACCACCAAGGUACGCCAUGAGCAACACCUCCUCGUCCCCAAACGCAGAAAAUGGAAGCACGGCGGCGAUGAGCGCCCUCCAGCCCGCUUCUCCUCCUCCCCCUCCGAUGCCGCAAAUCCGUUCCACGUCGUUUCCUGUCUCCCCGACCAGUCGCGCCUCCCUCAACUUCGAAGCGUCGCCGCUGAACUGGCCUGCGUUGGGGCGGCCACCCGAGGAGAGCUCGCUGCACAGCUGGUCCAUUGCUGCCCACUCGCACAACAACCGUCAUCUUUUCUCUAUCGCGGGCGACUCCAUCUCGAACGAGAUGGCCGACAUCGCGGUGCACCACGAUGACAACAGCGGUGACGGUGCGGAGGAGGCGGGGGAGGGCGACGCAGACGCGGGCGUGGGGCUGUCGGCAUUUAUUGACACUGCAGUCGACGCCGCAGCAGCAGUAGCCACAAGCGUUCGCCCGUCACAGACCACCACCACUUCCAACGCCACGUCGGCGGCGGCUGCCGCGGCUGCCCCGCCCUUCCUCUCCGCCUCACCCCUUGCUUCGCGCCCCGUGCCGCUCCCUUCGAUGCCGCUGACGCUGACGCCACCCUGGCAGACGAACUGGCACCGCGGCAGCAUCAGCAGCCCAGCCGGCUCACCUACGUCGGGGAACAACGCCACCACCUACACCGCGUCGGCGCAGCCGUUUCGGUCAGAGAGCGACCUUCCUACCCCGCAUGGCGCCACCGGCACCCCGUCGGCCACACCUAAUACGCUCUUCUCCACCCCGCUCACCUUUGCCGAGAUGGAUGCUGACAGCAGCCCCACCAGAACUGCCGAACACAGUUUCCCCGCCAUGCGGAUGUACUCGAUGGCCAGCAGAAUUUUUCCUCCUCGCAAUGACGAACCGGCGACGGCGUCUGAGGGACAGCAGCAGCAGCACCGACGGCAGCGGCAGCAGUCGCAAGGGGAGACGGCGGGGCCGGCGUCUGGCGCUUCGGCGAGCCGCAGCGGUCACCCGGCCAGCAGAGACAUCCCCAUCAGCGUCCCCUCGCCCACCUCUGCCAUGAUGCAUCGGAGCAGCUACGUGCCCCACUACGCCUCUCCGACCUCCCCCUCAAACCCGGUCUCCGCCGCCUCGUCCCCCAAUCUGCACAACAGCUUUGCGGCUGCUGCCGCGGCCUCUCGUGCUCGCCUCGAGGACGGUCGCGUCUCACCCGGCCCACACGCCCCCCCUCCUCUGAGCCACCCGCAGGGCACCGGUUUUCUGGCGAGCCUCAGCAGCACGCCGCGGCUGCGCUCCGCCCCGUCGCCGUCGCUGCCCAGCACAAGCUGGAUGGUGGUGCCCCCGACGCUGCAGCUGCUGGCGGAUGGUGCGUGGCGGAUUGGCUGCUACGGACGCCUGUACACGGUUGAACCCCGCGAGGCCCUGGAGGCGCGGCAGACGCUGUGGCUCGACGCCGAGCAGGAGCAGCACCGCGAAGAUCGCGUGGUGGAGGAGGUCGCGCUGUCCGAGGAGGAGCUGUUGGAGCGGCUGUGGACCUGGUGGACUGCCUACACGAAAGACGCGGGACACAACGGUCGCAGCGUGGAGGCGGUGGAGACGGCGGCGAUGGCGGCGAUGCUGCGCGAAGUCCGCCUCGAGGAAGUCGGAAAAGCAGCGGUUUUGUUGUCAUCGUCGCCUGCGUCAGCGUCGCGCAGCACCCUCCCGGCCGUGCUUGGGGAGGUGCGGCGCUUCCUCCGCGACAACCCCCCGCCGUCGCAGCGGCACGAAACGUCCACGUGA
This is a messenger RNA of Leptomonas pyrrhocoris, 5910 nucleotides long. RefSeq lists its product as hypothetical. Lineage: Eukaryota; Euglenozoa; Kinetoplastea; Trypanosomatida; Trypanosomatidae. The record is from RefSeq and is a predicted model, not a curated record. The coding region runs from base 1 to 5910 and encodes 1969 amino acids. The transcript has a single exon.